AUGUUCGCCUCCGCCUUCCUCGUCAACGUCCUCCUCGCGACUGCCGCGUUUGCGAUCCCGACCUCGCGCGAGCGUCUGAACCAGCGCGUUGCGCGCCGCCUCGGGCUCGACCACCAGUCCGGCGUCAAGGUUGCGAGCUCGUCGGACAUCGCGGCGACCGGGAACACCACGCACGCCGAGUUCAGCUCCAACUGGUCAGGCGCCGUUCUCGUCCAAGGCAGCGGCACGUUCAAGUCGGUGACCGGAACCUUCACGAUCCCGACGCCGAAGGAGCCCUCUGGUGGCUCCGGUACUCACUCCGCGUCUGCAUGGGUCGGCAUCGACGGCGACACCUGCGGCACCGCCAUCCUCCAGACCGGUAUUGACUUCACCGUCUCCGGCACGCGCACCUCCUUCGAUGCCUGGUUCGAGUGGUUCCCCGACUUCGCGCACGACUUCAGCGGCAUCUCCCUCAGCCCCGGCAACUCCAUCACCGUCUCCGUUGUCGCGACCUCGACCACGGGCGGGACCGCGACGAUCGUGAACCACUCGACGGGCCAGACCGUCUCGCACACGUUCUCCGGCCAGCCCGCGCUCUGCCAGGAGAACGCGGAGUGGAUCGUGGAGGACUUCGAGUCCGGGAACUCGCUCGUCCCGCUCGCCAACUGGGGCACCGUCACCUUCACCGGCGCCAGCGCGGGCACGUCCUCCGGCACCGUCACGCCCUCGGGCGCGACGAUCAUCAACAUGGAGCAGAACGGGCGCGUGCUCACGAACGCGGCCGCGAGCGGCUCGUCCGUCACCGUCCAGUACACCGGCCCUUGA
Messenger RNA from Epithele typhae, 804 nucleotides. RefSeq names its product acid proteinase. Gene Ontology annotation, molecular function: glutamic-type endopeptidase activity. The coding region runs from base 1 to 804 and encodes 267 amino acids. The record is from RefSeq and is a predicted model, not a curated record. NCBI's taxonomy places the organism in Eukaryota, Fungi, Basidiomycota, Agaricomycetes, Polyporales, Epitheliaceae. The transcript has 3 exons. Gene Ontology annotation, biological process: proteolysis.